CCUUUGGGGGACAGGAUGUCCAUGGACAGCCUCCCCCAGUGAGGCCCGGGGCCGAGGCGCGCUCUUUCUUGCCGCCUGGCUUCCUUUGUGGGAGCUAGGACAAGGAGCCAUCCAGAGCCCACUUCUCUGUCUCUGUGGGAGGACUUUGUGCAGCCCAGUUCCCCUAAGUGACCCUGACUGGUCUGGUCCUGAGUUCUGACACUGCCCUAAUCAACCCGUCAGUCCACUUGAAUGUACUGUGUGGUAGCCGUGUGCAGGUGGCCACGGGUCACCUGGGUGUGCCUUUGGGGUUUAUUCUUUGUCCCUGGUGAGUCAAGCUUAGCGUCUGCUUCCUGGUGGCCAUGUCCUGAGCUGCUUUCUCCUGGCACACCCUUGUGCCAUGAUGUCCUGCCGCACCUGGGCCCGGAGCAACAGCGACCUCGGAAACGUGAGCCAAAUUAACCUUUCCUCCUCUAAAGUUGUUCUCGUCAGGUCUUUUGGUCACAGCGGCAAAAAAUCUGACCGAAACAACACCCGAAAAGUGAUGAGCCCCACACCAAGCAGCAGUCGCUUCUCCUUGAUGCCAGACACUGGGGGUUUUUGACCUGCCGAGGACGGAGGGAAAUGAAGUCAGGGUGAGCACAGGCAAGGUGGAUGUGUGGUGAUGGCUUCAGGCACAGCUGGCUCAAGCGCAUCCCUGUGCUGAGGACAAGGCACAUGGCCUGCAAAGAACACACGACCCUGAGCUGACCCUGGUUCGGGGGCAGCACACAUCAAGCCCUGGGGCUGCUGUCCAUUGUGAGCGGAGGCCAAGGGGUAUUCUUGUCCUUUGUGGUGCUGGCCCCUGACUUACAAGGUGAGCACCCACGGAACAUGGGCUAGGGAGGACUCCCUCCAUGAAGGGGAGGUGGCACGCAGUUCAGGUAUACACCCACAGUUGGCAUGAUUUCCUUGAAUUCUCCAAAGUCCAUUUUGCAAUUGAAGAGGCAGGCUCAGAGAGGUUAAGUAGCAGCCCUUGGGUCACACAGGUGGGAGUAUCAGCCAUAAAUCUAAGUAAAGUGGCCUCAGAUCAUAGGUCCAAUGGUCCCACAGGGCCCAGCCCAGCCCAGGAAGGAAAGCAGCCUGGCAGGAAGGUGAGUCAGUCUCUGUUACAACUAAAUCUGGCUCCUUAAGUUGGGUGCUGUGAUGGUCAAUCUCAUGUGUCACCUUGGCUAGGUCUGGUGCCCAGAGAUGUGGCCUGUCACAUGUCUCAGUGAAGUUUGUUUUUUUUUUUUUAAAUUGUAGAUGAACACAAUACUUUUAUUUAUUUUUAUGUGGCGCUGAGGCUGGAACCCAGCAUGGCACAUGUGCGAGGCAGCUCCCGCCUCGAUAGUGAAGGUCAAUAUUUCAAUCAGUAGCUGUGCAGUAAAGCCAAAGAUCCCCCACGUGGGUGUGUCUCAUCCAAUCUGUUGAAGGCCCCCCCCCCCAAGAGAAAGGCAGAGGCGGGGACCGGGAUGGGAUUCCACCUGCAGAGGCCCUGGGAGUCAAGUGCAGUCCUCCGCAAGUGCCCCUGUCAGCUGGCCUGCAGGGUGCACACUGGCCAGGCCCAUGGCCUCAUGCCGACUCCUAAAAAUCCUCGCUGGUCUGUAGGCACAGAGGCCUGUUGGGUCGGGAGAGGCAGCCCAGUCACAGAAAGGACCCGGCCACCCCGCGACGGGCCGGAGGGGAGUGGCCGGGGUGCGGGGAAGGCGUGGCCGGGGCUGUGGGAGGGCGUGGCCGGGUCUUUGGACGGGCGUGGGGCGUGGUCAGGCCUUCGGGACUAGCAGAUGGGCCCUGCCGCUGGUCAGACCCGGCCCAGUCAGCGCAGAGCCCGACCCCACCAGUGCCGCGCAGCCAGCCGGUGUCCUCGCCGCCAUGCGUUCGCUUGGGGACCAGGUGCGCGACUGGCACCUGGGCGCACAGGCUGUGGCGCGCGGGGACUGGAGCAGUGCGCUGCGCCUCUUCUCGGGCAUCUCAGAGCAGCCCGCUAGGAUUCUCUUCAACGUGGGCUGCGUGCAUCUGCUGGCUGGGGACCCCGAGGCCGCGCUGCAGGCAUUUGACCAAGCAGUGACGAAGGACCCCUGCAUGGCUGUUGGGUUUCUCCAGCGAGGAGUGGCCAACUUCCAGCUGGAGAGGUUCCAGGGGGCCCUGUCCGACUUUCAGCUGGCCCUGGCACAGCUGAGGGGCAACACUGUCAUCGACUACACACAGCUGGGCCUGCGCUUCAGGCUGCAGGCUUGGGAGGUGCUGUUCAAUGUGGCAUCUGCACAGUGCCAACUAGGGCUGUGGACCCAGGCUGCUGACACCCUGGUGGAGGCCAUCUCCAAGUGGCCAGAGAGGGCCCAGGACGGCCUGGACACCGCUUUGAACCAAGUGCAGGUGGUAGUGUCUGCCAUCCCCAGUGACCAACACUCAGGUCUCCAGCCUCAGCAGGGAUGGAGAGCUGACAACAAAGCUGGUCUGGAGACUGCACCAUGGGCCCGAGGCUUAGACCGCCAGAGAGCUGGCGCCCACCGCAGUCCUGACCCUGCAGAGACGGAGGUGGCUUCGGACCAGGCGCCGCAGGCUGAGCUCUUCGUGCCAGGCAUCAGCCGCGAGCCAGCGCGUGAGCCCGGGGGGCACCAGGUGGAGCCAAGUGGCAAGAAGACACCUGCACCCACAGGGCCACCAAUAUCUGGGGGGCCUGGUCCCAACGCCUGUGAGGACCCCUUGGGUGCUGGGGGAGCAGAUGCAGAAGGCCCUGAAUCCUCUGUGACUGUCACCGUGCAGUGUGCCUUCACAGUGGCCCUGAAGGCCCCAAGAGGAGCUGAUCUGUCCCACCUGCGGGCACUGCUGGCUCAGGCCCUCCCGCACCAGGCCCAGCAGGGGCAGUUCAGUUACCGAGCCCCCAACGAUGCUGCACCCUGGACCCCCCUCCCUGGGGAGGAGCAGCUGCAGAGUGCCUGGAGGGACGCGGCCCUGGGGCCCCGAGGGCUGCAGCUCCAGUGCCGGGGGGCUGGGGGCCGUCCGGUCCUCCGCCAGGUGGUGGCCCAGCAUGACUACCUGGCCCAGGAGCCAGAGGACCUGGACCUUCGUCGCGGGGAUGUGGUGGAUGUCCUGUGUGAAGGUAGUCGGGCACAGCCCUUCCCUGGCACUGUGGGGGCUGCCCAGGCACAGGGUGCUGCUGGGCUGAGUGUUACCCACGUGUCUCACAGUGGACGAGGCGUGGCUGGAGGGUCACCUGGAUGGCCGCAUUGGCAUUUUCCCCAAGUGCUUCGUGGUGGCAGACAGCACCUGUGAGGAGCCCACACCCGGCCCCAGACCCCAGGCCCAAGCUGUCCAGGAGAGACUUUAAUAAACUGUCCCUACCA
Molecule: messenger RNA, 3347 nt
Organism: Ictidomys tridecemlineatus (thirteen-lined ground squirrel)
Lineage: Eukaryota; Metazoa; Chordata; Mammalia; Rodentia; Sciuridae
Gene: Noxa1
Product: NADPH oxidase activator 1
Biological process (GO): superoxide anion generation
Molecular function (GO): superoxide-generating NADPH oxidase activator activity; protein binding
Source: RefSeq, a predicted model, not a curated record